Messenger RNA from Pipistrellus nathusii (Nathusius's pipistrelle), 1080 nucleotides. NCBI's taxonomy places the organism in Eukaryota, Metazoa, Chordata, Mammalia, Chiroptera, Vespertilionidae. The record is from the annotation of a GenBank genome assembly.
AUGUACGCCAAAGGGGGCAAGAGCGCGGCCGUGCCCUCCGACAGCCAGGCCCGGGAGAAGUUGGCGCUGUACGUGUACGAGUACCUGCUGCACAUCGGUGCCCAGAAGUCCGCACAGACCUUUCUGUCCGAGAUCCGAUGGGAGAAGAACAUCACGCUGGGGGAGCCCCCAGGCUUCCUGCAUUCCUGGUGGUGCGUGUUCUGGGACUUGUACUGUGCAGCACCCGACCGCCGAGAGGCAUGUGAGCACUCAAGUGAGGCCAAGGCCUUCCAGGACUACAGCGCGGCAGCCGCCCCCAGCCCUGUGAUGGGGAGCAUAGCCCCCAACGAUGCCAUGGCAGCCGGCCCCAUGGCACCCGGCUUCUUCCAGCCCUUCAUGUCCCCAAGGUUCUCAGGGGGCCCCCGGCCCACCCUGCGGAUGCCGAGUCAGCCUCCUGUGGGCCUACCUGGCUCCCUCCCUGGUGCCAUGGACCCCUCCCCGCGUGUUCAGGGGCAUCCGAGUAUGGGCCCGAUGCAGAGGGUGACUCCUCCGCGGGGCAUGGCCAACGUUGGGCCCCAGAGCUAUGGAGGUGGCAUGCGGCCCCCACCCAGCUCCCUCGCUGGCCCGGGCCUGCCCACAAUGAACAUGGGCCCCGGAGUGCGUGGCCCGUGGGCCAGCCCCAGUGGCAACUCGAUCCCCUAUUCUGCCUCCUCCCCUGGCAGCUACACGGGACCUCCAGGAGGCGGGGGGCCCCCUGGAACGCCCAUCAUGCCCAGCCCUGGAGACUCCACCAACUCCAGCGAGAACAUGUACACCAUCAUGAACCCCAUGGGGCCGGGCGCUGGCAGGGCUAACUUCCCACUGGGCCCAGGCCCCGAGGGCCCUAUGGCGGCCAUGAGCACGCUGGAACCUCACCACGUGAACGGAUCUCUGGGCUCGGGCGACAUGGACGGGCUGCCGAAGAGCUCCCCUGGCGCCGUGGCCGGCCUGAGCACUGCCCCCGGCACCCCGCGGGAUGACGGCGAGAUGGCGGCCACCGGGACUUUCCUGCACCCAUUCCCGAGCGAAAGUUACUCGCCCGGGAUGACCAUGAGCGUGUGA